Messenger RNA from Pteronotus mesoamericanus, 2144 nucleotides. It is a transcript of the gene ZNF276, whose product is annotated as zinc finger protein 276. Gene Ontology annotation, cellular component: nucleus; chromosome; kinetochore. The transcript is spliced from 11 exons. The record is from RefSeq and is a predicted model, not a curated record. Gene Ontology annotation, molecular function: zinc ion binding; chromatin insulator sequence binding. Gene Ontology annotation, biological process: regulation of transcription by RNA polymerase II. Bases 25 to 1827 code for a protein of 600 amino acids. NCBI's taxonomy places the organism in Eukaryota, Metazoa, Chordata, Mammalia, Chiroptera, Mormoopidae.
GGGCGGAGCUCCGGGGCAGCCGCCAUGAAACGGGACCGGCUCGGCCGCUUCCUGUCGCCUGGGGCUGCUCGGCUGCGCGGGGGCUCGGGCGGCGGCCGGACCCGGGGACGCCCCGCCCGCAGCGGGUCGAGCGUGGACGAGGCGGCGGCCUUAGUGGCUUCGCGGCUGCGUUGGGGGCCGGCGCAGGCCUGCGAGGACGGCGCCGACGAGGCAGGAGCAGGCCGGGCUCUAGCCAUGGGGCACUGCCGCCUCUGCCACGGGAAGUUCUCCGCACGGAGUCUCCGCAGCAUCACUGGCCGGGCACCUGGGCAGAGCUCGGAGAGACCACCCCCAGGGGAACGUGUUUUCAUCAGGGAUUUCCAGCACCUGUUGGGCGUGGCGGUCCACCAGGACCCAGCCCUGUCUCAGUUUGUCUGCAAGAACUGCCACGCCCAGUUCUACCAGUGCCACGGCCUCCUCAAGUCCUUUCUGCAGAGAGUCAACGUGUCCCCGAUGAGCCCCCGGAAGCCCUGUGCACAGGUGGGUGCCCAGCCCCCGGCAGAGGCGGAGGAGGGAGCGUGUCUGGUGGACCUGAUCGCCUCGAGCCCCGAAGGCCUGCGUGGCCUGGUGGGGUGGGUGCACGGACAUGCGGCCAGCUGCGGGGCCCUGCCCAGCCUGCAGAGGACGCUGUCCUCCGAGUACUGCGGUGUCAUCCAGGCCGUGUGGGGCUGUGACCGCGGACAUGACUACACAAUGGACACCGACUCCAGCUGCGGGGCGCUCUGGCUGGACAGCGCGCUGGCGGUCAAGUGGGCGUGGGGCAAGGAGACGGCCCCACGGCUCCCUCAGCAUCGGAGGUCCAACCCCACCGGGGCUGCUCCUCCGAGCUCCCAGGGCAAAGCGACCGCAGCCUGGGCUGAGGCCGAGACGCUGCCCCACACAGACGCGGCCCCACCUCCUUCAGACGGCAGCCCUGUGGGGUGUGGGCCGAGCCCCCUGCCUCAGUCCAGCCUCCCCCCGAGCGGGGCCCCAGGGCAGUUGGGUGAGAAGCAGUUCCCAUCUUCAACCUCGGAUGAUCGGGUAAAAGACGAGUUCAGUGACCUUUCUGAGGGGGACGUGCUGAGUGAAGACGACAACGACAAGAAGCAGAACACACAGUCCUCAGAUGAGUCCUUCGAGCCUUACCCAGAAAAGAAGGUUGCUGGUAAGAAGAACGGAAGCAAAGAAGCAAAGAAGCCUGAAGAACCAAAAAUCCGAAAGAAGCCUGGACCGAAGCCAGGCUGGAAGAACAAGCUCCGCUGUGAGAGGGAGGAGCUGCCCACCAUCUACAAGUGCCCGUACCAGGGCUGCACAGCCGUGUACCGAGGGGCGGACGGCAUGAAGAAGCAUAUCAAGGAGCACCAUGAAGAGGUCCGCGAGAGGCCCUGCCCCCACCCUGGCUGCAACAAGGUGUUCAUGAUUGACCGCUACCUUCAGCGGCACGUGAAGCUCAUCCACACAGAGGUGCGGAACUACAUCUGCGAUGAGUGUGGACAGACCUUCAAGCAGCGGAAGCACCUCCUUGUCCACCAGAUGCGGCACUCAGGAGCCAAGCCUCUGCAGUGUGAAGUCUGUGGGUUCCAGUGCCGGCAGCGGGCAUCCCUCAAGUACCACAUGACCAAACACAAGGCCGAGACUGAGCUGGACUUUGCCUGCGACCAGUGUGGCCGGCGGUUUGAGAAGGCACACAACCUCAAUGUGCACAUGUCCAUGGUCCACCCUCUGACACAGACCCAGGACAAGGCCCUGCCCCUGGAGCCACCACCUGGGGCCACCGAGGGUCAGGCCGUGAAGCCUGAGCCCACUUGAGGGGGCACCUGAACUCACAGACGGUAGAUGGGGUCACAGGACGACUUCUGUAGUUCCUGCGUGUGACCUGAUGGCUCAUCCUGAGAGCCCCACGCUGAGGCCCAGCUUUGGGCUGGGAUGUAGGGAGCUUGGUGCAAGGCCCAGGUAGCCUUGGUGUCCACUCUGGGACCAGCAUUUUAUUUUCCUACUUGACUUGGGGCCAGAUGCAAAUUUUAAAUAAUUGAAUCCUGUUACCCCCUGAAGCAAUCAAGGAGAUUUGUAAUCCACUGUUCAGUGUGACAAGACGUCCACAUCGCUCUCGUAAUAAAUUAUUUACA